GGCUUCUUGCGCGGUUGUGUCCACGCUGUAACUUGACAGGUCAGUGUUGCUAAAAAAAAAAGACAGGCCAGUAAGGCCUCACCCCUUCGCCGUCGGGCACGGCGGCGGGGGUCGCCACCCACUUCGACUCCACACCAGGGCACCGCCGCACGCCCAUCGAUCGGGCAGCACCGGAGCUGCUCUACCGCAGUGAUGUGCUGCCCCCAAUUUCUCGUACAGCUCGGGUUUCGAGGCGCAGGCGCUGCAGCUCGCGGACAAGUCGAGGAACUGCCCAUGGCGCGAGCGGCGAGACUAAGGUUUACAUGAAGAGGGAGAACGUCAACAGCUGAAAUUCUGGACUGGAAAAGGAGUAAAAUGCAUUAGUGCACCCUAAACUUGCUGGUCCUGGCGUACCUGAAACAUACGAGUUCGCUGUACAGAGGCUGGCCACGUCAACGUGGGGAAGUAAACUUUGUGUUCGGCCCCACUAGUCGUACAGAAUUUCCCAUCUGCCCUCAUCUGUACGAGACUCGUUCUCUUCUUCCCCUGUUUCGAGUCAGGAGCAGGGACGCGAACACGCGGUGGAAGGGACGGUUGAUUGGCACCUCUGCCGGUCCAUGCGAGCAGCGGGGACGGUGGAGGAACGAAGGGCCGCACUGCAGUAACUGCAGGCGGCGGUGCACGGCAGCGAUGGUCGGCCCUGUACAACGCCAUGAGAAAGGGGCGGCGCCCUCGUACGCGGAAGACAGUGACUUUUUCACUUUGGAGUUCGUUCAUGGAGGAUUUUUCCAUGGCAGUGGAAGAAAUAGAGCCUAUCUGAAUGGGAAAAAGACUUGUUAUGAUUUUUGUGAAACUGGGUGUGUAUGCAUGAAGAUGUUUGAAGAUUUGGUAGAGCAUAUUGGGUAUGAGACGGCUGGUAGGGUUUCCAUGUACUGGUUGCUACCUGGCUCUCAAUUGAAUGAAGAUGGUGCAAGGCUAUUAUCGAAGGAAGAAGAAGUUUGUAUUGACAUUGUGAGAAUGGUAAAAGGAGGGCACCGAUACUUGAUGAUUUUUCUGGAUCAUGGAAACAACUACAAUGGUGGACGAGGAUCAGCGUGGGAUGUCGUGGUUGGCACUCCACCGACAUUUUUACCUCCUGUUAUCAGUCCUAAGAAGAAAAUCAUGGGUGAUGUUAGUAGUGAAGAGCAGAGCACAGUGGAUGGCAGUUAUGUUGACGUCAACACUAUAUGUGAGGCCAAUGAAUUUGCAAGCAAUGAGGAAGUUGUUAGGUUGAGGCCAAGAGCAAAGCAAGGUGAUGUCAAUGAAGAAGGAUGUGACGGUGAUGAUGAUAGUGAAGAUAGUGAUUAUGUUCCCGAGAUUGUGGACAGUGAUUACGAUUUGGAGGAUGGUGAUGAGGACUUGGUGCAGGAGCAACUACAUUCUGUUAGUGAUAGGAAAGGGAAGCAAGUGGUUGAGGAUUGUAACUCUGAAGAUGAGAAAUUAGAAGCCCCGGAGUCAGACGAGGAUGAGAUGAAGUUCAAUUUCAAAUCUUUUACGGCAGAAGAUAUGCAUGAUCCAAAGUUCCAUGUGGGUCAGCUAUUCUCAUCAGUUGAUUUGCUAAGAAGAGCAAUCAGGGAGUAUAGUGUGAAAGAGAGAGUGAGCAUCACAUUCCCAAGAAUGAUAAAAGUAGGAUUGGAGCUAAGUGUGAGGAUGGAUGUCCAUGGUAUCUUUAUGCCUCAUUGGACAAAAGGACAAAUUCAGUUAUGGUGAAAACCUUCAACAGUGUGCAUCAUUGUAGCAAGAAGUGGCAAGUGAGGGCAUUUACUGCCAAGUACAUUGCUAACAAGUAUGUGGAGAAAAUAAGAGCUAAUGAGAGGAUGACCCUCAAGGGAUUGGCAGCACUUGUGCAGGAAGAUUCCAACAUGACAAUUAAAAGAGGGAAGCUAGGGAGGGCCAGAGGACUAGCUUUCAAUAUUAUAUAUGGAGAUGAAAUAGCACAAUACAACAAGUUGUGGGACUAUGCAAAUGAGCUGAGGAGAUCCAAUCCAGGAAGUACAUUUUAUUUAGACCUUGUUGAAGAUGGCCAGUUUGAGAAAUGCUACUUUUCCUUUGAUGCUUGUAAGAGGGGUUUCCUAUCAGCUUGUAGGCCUGUUCUUUUCCUCGAUGGUUGUCAUUUGAAGACACAAUAUGGAGGCAUCCUACUUAGUGCAGUAGGAAUGGAUCCCAACGAUUGCAUAAUUCCUAUUGCACAUGCAGUGGUUCAGAGAGAAGAUACAAAGGCUUGGAGGUGGUUCUUGACAACUUUAAAGAAAGAUCUUGGUAUUGUGAACAAUGAUCUUUGGACUAUCAUGUCCGACAAGCAAAAAGGUCUAAUAAAGGCAGUGAAAGAACUGUUUAGUGGUUCCCCACAUAGAUUUUGUGUCAGGCAUCUUUGGCAGAAUUUCAACAAAAAUUUUAAAGGUGAGGCCCUCAAAAACCAACUCUGGAAAUGUGCUAGAAGUAGUACCGAAGGGAAAUUUAGACAUAACAUGAAUGAGAUGUUAGUUCUAAACAAAGAGGCACAUGAUUGGCUAGAGGAGUUGGACCCUCCAACAUGGGUUAGGGCAUUUCAAAAUGAAUUCCCAAAGUGUGAUGUCUUGUUGAACAAUAACUGUGAGGUGUUCAACAAGUAUAUAUUGGAUGCAAGAGAAAUGCCUAUAAUCAGCAUGUGCCAGAGGAUUAAAGGACAACUAAUGGGAAGAAAUCAUAGCAAGCUGCAAGAGGCCUUGAAGUGGCCUGGUACUAUAUGUCCAAAGAUAAGGAAAAAAUUGGACAAGAAUGUGGAAUUUGCUAGAACUUGCUAUGCUUCACCAGCUGGAUUGGGAAUCUUUAACGUCAAUGAUAGAGGUGUAGACUACGGGGUCGAUUACCAGUUGAGGAAGUGCAGCUGUAGGAGAUGGGAUUUGUCUGGCAUUCCAUGCAGCCAUGGAGUAGCUGCUCUUAGAUAUGACAAAAUCAAUCCAGAGGAUUAUGUUAAGUCAUGUUAUUCUAUUGCAACAUAUCGCAAGGCAUAUGAAAACAUUAUUAUGCCAUGCCGAGAUAUUAGUGAGUGGAGCAAAAUGAAUGGCAGAACUAUCGCACCACCACCAUUGGUAAAGCAGAAAGGAAGGAGGAGGAAGAACAGGAGAAAACAGCCAAAAGAGAAACAAGGGAAAAAAGGAGUAAAAAUUACAAGGGCAGGGGCAAUAAUCCAUUGCAGCUAUUGUGGAGUUGCUGGCCAUAACAUUGGUGGUUGUAUGGACUUCAAAUUAGGGUUAAAACCAAAGAAAAAAUCUGAAAGGGUCAGAGUGAGGGCAGAGCCUGAUGUUUCCUCCUCCUCGGAUGAGGAAGAAGCAGUUGUCACUCAGGAACAGAAUCAGCGGACAGAAGGUUUAAUUCAAGAGCCAGUACAUUUGUAUCAGCCUGAGAUAAUUAAUAUUUUAACACAGGAGAGAGAAGCAAGCCAGAGGGAAGCAAGCCAGAGGGAAGCAGUCCAUCAAGGUCCAUUACCAAAUUCUGUUUUCAUAGAGGAGCACAUCAUGUCUCAGCCACCAGUUAUCCCUACUACUGCAACAAAGGAGGGCAAUGUUCACAGGAAAAGAGAGGUUCUAGCAUUGGCAAAGCUGAGAGCCGCAGCUGAGAAAAGAGAAGUUGCAGACCUAGCAAAGUUUGAAGCAGCAAUGGCAAAGUUGAAAGAAGAAGAGGACAAAAUUAAGCUUGCAGCUCAAAAGAGAAAGGAAGAGCUGGAAGCUAAGAAACAAGCAGCCGAGGAAAAGAAAAAAACUAUACUAGAGGAAAAGAGACUUGCUGCAGAAGAGAAGAGAAGAGCUACUGAGGAAAAAAAGAAAAAAGCCCAAGAGGAGAAACUUGAAAUGGCAGAGAAGAAAAGGCAAAUGAUGGAUGAGAGAAAAAGAAAUGCAGAGAUAGAAAAACAAAAGAAGGCCGAGGAGAAGAGAAGGAUUGCAGAGGAGAAGAAAAUGAUUGCAAAUACAAAAUACCAGCAGGAGGAGGCAGCUUUUCUGAUACAUCAAGCAGAGGAGUUUGAGAGGCAGGAGAGUUGGAGAAAAUUUAAGGAGGCUGAGGAGGCUGCAAGGCAAAAUGCUUGGGAGCAGCAGAACAAUCAACAAGACACAACAAGGAAUGAAGAAUGGGAGCUGAGAAAGAGGAGAGCUGAAGAAACAAACAAGAAAGCCAUGGAUGACCAAAUGGCAGAUCAAGUAAGGAAGCAAGUCGUGUUGGAGGAACAAAUGAAAGAAAGAGCUGCAGGAACUAGUUCAAGGAUCGAGGAGGCAAGAUUUAAUCCUUGCGUUGUUCAAGGAAACAAGACAAAGAAAAAAACUGCACCUACCAAUCAGAACAUGACAUGUUUUAAGAAACCUAGAAAGGUUAACAUGUUCGACGAAUUUAGGUAAAGGGAUGUGAAGUUUGGAAUGAUCUUCAUCUCUUUUUGUGUUUCUGCUUAUGAUCAGGUGCAAAACUUGUAAUGGCAAUGUUUUGUUUAUGAUCAUUGUGUUGAUCAUGAAGUGUAAGAGGUGUCUUCUGAUUAGGAAACUACUAUUGCAGACCAUGUGUUAUUUAUACUGUGGAACUUAAUUACCCAGUUUUUUCAGCUGCAAAAAUCAUGUUUAUGUGUGCUUUAAUUUGUGUGAAUCUCUUGUUUCUGAGCUUCAACACUUUUUAUUCUCAUUCAGCAAAUGCUUUAUAUUUUAAACAGUGCAUUGUGCCAGUAGCGGUCUGUACUGUUAUUCUAUUCCAGUUCUAUAAACCAAAAUGCAGUCAACAUCGUUGAUUUUGUUUCGCCAUUUACAUUUAGCAAGUAUUGUUCAUUUUCAUGCUAAAAUUUCACAAAAAUCUAGUUCAAAUAAGUUCAUUUCAUUUCACUCAUAAACUAAAAUCACAAGUUGCUCCAUACAUACAACAAUUGGUUUACAAAAGCCAUAGCAACUUGACACACACAAGUACAUGAUCUUCAUGCACUGGACACAGAAACAGGACACACACUUGAUGCACUCCUCAAAGAGCAUCACCUGAGCCGUCAUUGCCAUCCACACUACCCAGCAUUGUGGUGAACUAAUGGGUCGUGUUGCACUUGUCUGACGACGGGAAGUAUAGCGACAGGUCACCUCCAUGCCCACCUCUGCGGCAGGACAGUGCACUUCUUCUCCAUGGCCGCCAAAAGCGCUGAGCGUCACCGCUGAACUACCAUCGCCGACAGCCGUCGCGAGCACCAACGAGCUCAUCCAGGGAAGCCGGCCGCGGAAGGAGAACGUGGCCGGUCUUCGGUCGGAAGCACGGCUGACGACGGGCGGGGCAGCGACGACUACGCCCGACGGGAGAGACGAUACGAGGCUGCCGCCCUCGCCUGAGACCGAGCUCACGGUCACGCUCGCGCCACCCAUGGGUGCGGGAGUUCGGCGAAAGGAGGUAUUUUGGGCGGCAGUGUGGCGCCGGCUACGCGAGUACGGCGGCGGAUGGAGGGAUUUGGGCGCCGCGGGAGUGUGCGAGGGUUAGGGAUUUGAGAGCGUAUUGGGGAUUUCUGCCCACCGGAGACCAAGUCAACUGACUAGUGGGCCCUACGAACGCUGACAUGGCCAGCCCAAUACGCUCUGUACAGCGAACUCGUAUGUUUCAGGUACGCCAGGACCUGUGAAUCAAAUUGGAGGACCGUAUGAGCACCGUAUGAACAAGUAUUAGGACCGUACUAGUACAGUUUCAGAGUUUGAGGACCGUUUUGGUCCUAACCAGCAAGUUUAGGGUGCACUAAUGCAUUUUACUCACUGGAAAAGGA
Molecule: messenger RNA, 5764 nt
Organism: Triticum urartu
Lineage: Eukaryota; Viridiplantae; Streptophyta; Magnoliopsida; Poales; Poaceae
Molecular function (GO): zinc ion binding
Source: RefSeq, a predicted model, not a curated record